AUGCAGCACUUAGAAUUCCCCAUCGUGACGUUCUUCAAUGCGGUCCUUCUUCUCGACCCUAUACCUUUCCACUACAAGUCAGGAAACGUCGCCAUGUUGUCCAUGACCAUCUGGCUCUUACUCGUUAACCUCGUCUAUGGGAUCGAUGCAAUCCUUUGGGCCGGUACCGUUCUCAUCAAGGAUAAGGUCUGGUGUGACAUCAGUAACCGUAUCCUGCUCGGCGCCACCGUAGCCCUUCCUACCGCUUGUCUCUGCGUGACCGUACACAUGGAGCAGAUCGCAUCGGUUCGCAGUGUGCUCACUACGCACAAAAGUCGGCGGAGACGCCAAUACUACGAGGCUGCUGCGUGCGUCCUGUUCCCAUGCGUCUUUGUCGCUCUCCAUUACAUCGUUGAAGGCCAUCGUUUCGACAUUCUCGAGGACUUCGGCUGCAGACCGUCCACAUAUACUUCCUGGCCUGCCAUCAUCCUUGUUUGGACGCUGCCGUUGGCCCUCGCUAUAGCGAGCCUUGGCUUCGCGGGCGCCUCUCUUGCCCACUUCAUGCGUCGACGCAUCAGCUUCGCGCACCACCUUCAACAUCGCUCAGCGCUUACGACUACGAAGUACAUGCGCCUCAUUAUGAUGUCCGUCGUUCUCAUGACAUGGACCGUCGCUGUCACCGCCUUCACACUCUACUACAACGUCCCGAGCAUCCGGCCCUGGACGAACUGGGCUGAUGUGCACUCUGACUUUGGUCGCGUCGACCAGUAUCCUCUCGCGUUCCUCCCAGAGACGACCAUCCGUGGCCAGAUUGUUCUCUGGUGGUUCGUGCCUAUAUCAGCGUGGAUCUUCAUCGCAUUCUUUGCCUUCGGGCAAGAAGCCAUGGACCAGUACCGUGCCGUUGGAUCGUGGGUCGCCCAGACUGUACUCCGGCGCAAGGUCCAGGUCGCGAAGCUCAGCGGAACGUCAAACUUCACCAAGCCCACACCGCCACCGCUCGGUUCCUUCGGUGAUAUGUCUAUGAACACCCUCGCAUCGCCAAGCGACAAGAAGCGCCCUUCCGACGCCUCCGAGUCGUUGCCCUCCUCGAAGCUCAGCCCUUCAUCGUUCGAUCACUCCUGGUCAGAGACCGCCUCACAGUACACAUCCACCGCCGGCGACGAGACGUUGUACUCUCCAACAACACCCAUAGAAGGCCCGCCGGGUCUUCCUCAUCUCUCCUAUGCUUCCGGCAAGCCGAACGAUAGCGUCGUUUAG
Peniophora sp. CBMAI 1063 is the source of this 1236-nucleotide messenger RNA. The record is from the annotation of a GenBank genome assembly. NCBI's taxonomy places the organism in Eukaryota, Fungi, Basidiomycota, Agaricomycetes, Russulales, Peniophoraceae.